Messenger RNA from Amoebophrya sp. A25, 2411 nucleotides. The record is from the annotation of a GenBank genome assembly. NCBI's taxonomy places the organism in Eukaryota, Dinophyceae, Syndiniales, Amoebophryaceae.
AUGUUUAAGGCAAGAGGAGCUUUCCCAUAUUCGUAUUUUUCGUCGUACUUACAAAGCAUCUAUUUUUUUAGUGAAGUACAUGUUUGAAGAUGACGAGUUCUACUUGUUCUACUGGAUGUUUUAAUGUUUUUUCCUUGAGGACAAGGUCAUUCAAGGGAAAAACUAACUCCAACAUCUGAAGGAUGGAUGGUGCUUUUGAAGGAGAUGAACAAGUAUGCUGGGUAAUUAAAGUCUAAGAUAUCUACCGUAGAUGCCCAACGUUUCGUGGCAUUCAAAAGGAUGGUCCGUCGGUGCAAAAGCACGAAGAAGGAACUGGUGCUGAGAUCCGCCUCUAUUGAGGAUCAGGACGACUUCCGCAAAAUCUCAGAGUUUCUUCACCAAACCAAAACAACGGACCCAAACACCUUGCCGAAUGCGGGAAAUGCAGACAAGCCAGAGAUUUAAGGCUUAUUUCAUCGCCUCUUCCUCAUAGUUGCUCAUUGACAUUUUUUCAACUGGAAUAAACUUCUCUUCAUUCGAUAUAAUAAUAGGAUUCGGGUUCCACUUCUAAGUAGACACUUCAAAAGGUAAAGGAUAUACCACAGAUUUAAGCACUUCCAUAUAAAAUAUGUUCCAGGGGCCAGGUGCCAAGGCCCACCCCGAUCUGACUUUUUGAGGGGGGGGCUCCCGCCCCUGACCCUUUUUCCUGAGGGACGGCCGGGCGGGAAGGCCUCGAAGGCCUCCAAAAGCCCACCUCCGACCCCUUCCCGCUUCUUCCCUGUGGACGUUGAAGCACCGAAGGCCGGAGGUGCAAGGGUUCCGAAGGUGGCAAAGGUGGCAAGGCUGGGCACCCUCUGGCCUGUUGCGUGUGCCCUACAGACCUCCAGGGUGCGGGUUCCUCACUGGGGGAGUCUCUUGGGUGGUGAAAGGCCUCCGGGGGAAGCAGGUGGCAAGGCUUGACCCCUUUCGCCGUGCUGCAUGUAUCCGACAGAACCCAGGCGGGCACGCCUUGCCCCCACUCCUCCCCGCCUUUGGUCCCCAACCCCCCGGGCGUUUGGUGGUGGCGGACGAGGGCCAAAGGGGCCAGGCCUCGCGACCGUGGCCGCCUUCCGCGGCCCUCUCAUCCUGGAGGCCGUCCCCCUGAUAAGGUCCAAGAGUCGGCACAGGCAGAGAGCCGCCAGGAGCCUCAGGCCCCGCCUUUUGAGGCCUUGGCCCCCGCUGGUCCUCACAGGGAACCACCGCGGAAAAGAGGGCGCGUGGACGCCACCACCGCUCCAUCCACAGGGGGGAGCCUCCACCACUGGAACACAUAUGAUCCAGGGCGCAGGGCGACGGUGCCCGCCCCCUAGCGUAGGGGGGGGCCCUGCAGCCCCGGACCCUUCUUGAAGGCGUCUGCCGGGGGUGGAAGGCCUCAAGAGGGGGCCAGGUGACCUCCCCCGCCCCCUUCCAGCUGCUUGGCUGUUCCUUACCGGCCUCCGAUGUGGGUGGAAGGCUUCAAAAGGGGCCCAAGGGGCCGUCUGCGUCCCCUUCCAGGUGCCUGCCUCUGCCCUAAGUGCCUCCGAUAUGCUUCGCCGUCGCAGCAGUGCGCCGGUAGUUGCGGAAGGCCUCUGAAGGCGGCAAAAGGCGAGGGGCUGGACCCCUUGGGCGUUGCGGCUUGUACCCUCCGGGCCCUUGGUCAUCGGCUUGCUUGCUCUUCUCGCGACCGUGGCCGCCUUCGGCGGCCUUUUGCCCGGGAGACCUCUCUCCCGCGAGGCGGGGCAGCAGAGGCCAGGAGGCCUCUGCGGAACACGCUGAGCGGCUCAAUUGGAGGCCCGCGCCAAGUUUCGACGCCUUCCAGCACUAGAAUCCGCGAAAAUCUGCGCGGAAAAGCGCGCGCGCGCCACCACAGGGCAUACGGAGGGGGCGGGUGCCGUGCAGCCCUGCCACAUAUAUUUAUAGAAACUGGUGCCUUAAAUCUUCUCUUCGAUCGAUUUCGAUAUUAUGGGUAUUGAUUCUCGUACUGGGGAUUAUAAACGUCAAGAUGAGGAGGUGGUCACCUCCAGGUUCAGGGAUGUUCCUGUUGUUCAACAUCCGAUGAAGAGGGUAAUUACAUACAGCACAAGAACGAGGACUACUUCUUCUUCUAAGAUAUCGGGAAAAACAACUUUCCAUACUACAACCACUUGGUUAAACGUAUGACCAAGAAAAUGUACGCGAGUGCAGGAAAACGCAACGUGAGCACCCAGGCAAUGGAAAGGAGUUUUGUGGCAAACUGCUGCUGGGAUCCUUCCCAGCAAGCGGCUACUCUGGCUUCCAUCAAGGAGGAAAGCCGGGCAGAACUCAUCACGAACACGCAGGUCGCGAUGGAAGCCUCUCUUGCGGACCAAAGCGCUACUGCUGCUCCAGCGGUGGACCCGAAGGCACAGCCAGCCAAGAAGGACGGAUGUUGCUAA